GGGAUGCUGAGCAGGAAACAGAAUGUGUUUGACGACUUCGUGUCGGCGGCCGAGUUCCUGAUCGCGGAGAAAUACACGCGGCCGGACAAACUCAUCAUCCAGGGCGCGUCCAACGGCGGCCUGCUCGUGGCGGCGUGCGUGAACCAGCGUCCCGAGCUGUUUGGCUGUGCGCUGGCCGAAGUGGGUGUGAUGGACAUGCUCAAGUUCCACACCUUCACCAUCGGGCACGCCUGGACCACCGAGUACGGCAGCGCCGACGACCGCGAGCAGUUCCAGUGGCUCAUCAAGUACUCCCCGCUCCACAACGUGCGAGCGACUGCGCGCUACCCGGCCAUGCUGCUGCUCACGGCCGACCACGACGACCGCGUGUCCCCCCUGCACUCGCUCAAGCUGCUCGCGACGCUGCAGGCCGCCGCCGCCACCGCCGACGACGCCGCCGACGCCGCCGGUGGCGGCGGCGUUGCCGGGCGUGCGCCGCAGCCCAUCCUGCUGCGGUGCGACACCAAGGCCGGCCACGGCUCGGGGAAGCCCACGGCCAAAGUGAUCGCGGAGGCGGCCGACGCGUUCUCGUUUGCGGCGCGGGCGCUCGGCCUGAGCUGGCGCGAGUGACGGUGCCGGCGGUGACGGCGGUGACGGUGGGAGAGGAACGGAGAGGAGGGGGAGGGGGUAGAGAGAGAGGUGGGAAGUUCCCCCUGUGCAUGCCCACGGCCGCUGCGUUCCCCUCCGUAGGUGUUGGGGAGAGGGGUUGAUGGGACAGUGGUGCUGUCGGGGACGCGUGGGGGACCACAAACUCGUGACCGAACCACAGUCCCAGACCCCCCCCUGCCCCCCCCGCACCUCCCUACCCCUCCCCCGGCCCCCCACCCAGUCGCAGCCAAUUCCGUUUGCGAAACCAGUGCCCCACUCGGCGUGGCAGCUCCCGCCGUGCGUCAUACCGUGCGUCAUACUGUGUCACACUGCGUGUCACAACUGUGUCACCGUGUGUCACACCGUGUGUCACAUUGCGCGUCACACUGCGUGUCACACUGCGUGUCACACCGCGUGUCACACCGUGUGUCACACCGUGUGUCAAACUGCGUGUCACACCGCGUGUCACACCGUGUGUCACACCAUGUGUCACACCACGUGUGUCACACCGCGUGUCACACCGCGUGUCACACCGCGUGUGUCACACCGCGUGUCACACUGCGCAUCACACCGUGUGUCACACUGCGUGUUACACUGCGUGUCACACUGCGUGUCACAACUGUGUCAUAACUGUGUCACUGCAUCACACCACGUGUCACACCGUGCGUCACACCGUGCGUCACACCGUGCGUCACACUGCGCGUCACACUGCGUGUCACACUGCGUGUCACACCGUGUGUCACACUGUCAUAACUGUGUCACUGUGCAUCACACCACGUGUCACACCGUGUGUCACACCGUGCGUCACACCGUGCGUCACACCGUGCGUCACACCGUGCGUCACACCGUGCGUCACACCGUGCGUCACACCGUGCGUCACACCGUGCGUCACACCGUGCGUCACACCGUGCGUCACACCGUGCGUCACACCGUGCGUCACACCGCGCGUCACACCGCGCGUCACACCGCGCGUGGACGUGGGGGGAGGAGGGUUAUGAUUCUCUGGGGAGGCCUGUGACCCCUUGGCCCAGUGGUCCCGUGUUUCAGUGGCCCCAGCGGCCCCGUGACCCCAGCGGCCCCGUGACCCCGCGGCCCCGUGACCCCAGCGGUCCUGUGACCCCGCGGCCCCGUGACCCCAGCGGCCCCGUGACCCCAGCGGCUCCGCGUCUUUGCGGCCGCGUGACCCGGCGCCGAGCGCGAUCGGCUCCCGCGUUGACCGAUGCCCAAAUCAGUUUUGCCAAUUUUACCGUGAAAACGGGGACGGUGGCCGCGGCGGGGGAUGGGGGUGGAGUUGUCGUGUCGUCGCUGUCAAUUUAUCGAACAAAAUUGAGUUUACUACUUCAACUAAUAAUAAUAAUGUCAUCGUAACACUU
Lethenteron reissneri (Far Eastern brook lamprey) is the source of this 2000-nucleotide messenger RNA. RefSeq names its product prolyl endopeptidase (gene PREP). Gene Ontology annotation, cellular component: cytosol. Gene Ontology annotation, biological process: proteolysis. The record is from RefSeq and is a predicted model, not a curated record. Gene Ontology annotation, molecular function: oligopeptidase activity; serine-type endopeptidase activity. NCBI's taxonomy places the organism in Eukaryota, Metazoa, Chordata, Hyperoartia, Petromyzontiformes, Petromyzontidae.